Molecule: messenger RNA, 883 nt
Organism: Rhizophagus irregularis DAOM 181602=DAOM 197198
Lineage: Eukaryota; Fungi; Glomeromycota; Glomeromycetes; Glomerales; Glomeraceae
Source: RefSeq, a predicted model, not a curated record
GGAAAAUUACGUUAACUUGAUCUCAUCCCGAAAAAUCUGUCGCUCAAAAUUAUAACAAAAAAAAAACUUUACGAGUUAUUUAUUAAUACAUGAGUUCCUGUGAUAUAAUGACGUAUCACGAAAUAUUAUUACUCAUGCAAAAUACACUGCCAAAAACGGAAUAAAAGAUUUGCUACUCAACAAUGAGUAAAUGACUUGAUAUUGAUAUUUAUUUGAUUUAUAAUUUUAUAUAUGGUAAUGACAUUUUGACUAGAAAAGUCUCUUCACGAAAAAAAUGGGACAGACACAUCCAAAGCCAGAAACACAUUCCAAACCCAAUAGUGAUAAAUCUAAAAAUUAUUUGUUCACUGAUCUGCCACCAGUUCCACGAACGUAUACUGAUGAUUUUUGGAGAAAUGGAAACGAUGCUUUCAGGUUUAGUGAACAUGAUAUUGAGGCACUUAACCAAUUUCGUCAGCUUGACCUUGAAUCACUAGAGUCAGAUGAUGAAAAGGAAUCAAAAAUUGAAAAACUUUGUGCGAAGUAUCCUUAUGCUUAUAUUCCAUUAGAUGUUGAUAAAGAUGGUUACGCGCGAGGAUUUAAUCUCUUUGAAUCAAUAACAACUGGUAAUUAUGGGGAAGUGUUUAAAGAAUAUGGGGAGACCUUAAUUCUUUGCAUUGGUAUAGAAGACUCUAAUGCAAUGAUAUACUUGGGUGGUAGUGGUAUUCUUGGUUUAUUAGCUUCAUCUGAUGAGUUACUUAUCGAAGAAUUAUUCAACCAUGUUCAAGAUUAUAAUCGAAGACUAAAGAAUUUAUUGGCUUCAUCUGAUGAGUUACUUAUCGAAGAAUUAUUCAACCAUGUUCAAGAUUAUAAUCGAAGACUAAAGAAAAAAAAGGAGACCUAA